AUGAUUAUACGAGUGAGACAGGUGACGACUUCCAUGAACACCAUCAGACCCCGCCAAAGACCUAAAAGCGGCUCAACCUUAGCCGACGAGCCGUUUGGACAAUGCAGAUACCUGUUGUUGAGUUGCAGACAUGAGCCCCUACGUAACUACGCAUUUAUGACGCCAGAUCGCGAUAGACAUUGGACUAUUACGGGCCUUACCGUGCCCUCUGGCAUUUGCGGCUGA
This is a messenger RNA of Trichoderma gamsii, 225 nucleotides long. RefSeq lists its product as hypothetical. The transcript has 3 exons. The coding region runs from base 1 to 225 and encodes 74 amino acids. The record is from RefSeq and is a predicted model, not a curated record. Lineage: Eukaryota; Fungi; Ascomycota; Sordariomycetes; Hypocreales; Hypocreaceae.